Messenger RNA from Episyrphus balteatus (marmalade hoverfly), 7369 nucleotides. RefSeq names its product nucleoprotein TPR (gene Mgtor). The transcript is spliced from 8 exons. The record is from RefSeq and is a predicted model, not a curated record. Gene Ontology annotation, cellular component: nuclear pore. Gene Ontology annotation, biological process: mRNA export from nucleus; protein import into nucleus. Gene Ontology annotation, molecular function: structural constituent of nuclear pore. NCBI's taxonomy places the organism in Eukaryota, Metazoa, Arthropoda, Insecta, Diptera, Syrphidae. The coding region runs from base 173 to 7177 and encodes 2334 amino acids.
UCUCUCUAGUGCAAGUGCAAAUACAAUUUUCGUAAAAGCAAACGCAAACCGCAAGCAAAGGGCAAAAGCGCAAAAAAAGGAAGAAAAUAUUUGAUAUAUACUAAAGUACGCUAGAUUUUCUUUUUUUUUGCAUAAAAUAAUUCCAGAAAAUUUGCAUUAAAUCGUUCAAAAUAUGGAUCAAAUCGGUCCAGAACUGCUUGUUAAAAUCUUAACCGCCGAAGAAUUGGAGAAAACACCCAAGGAUGUCCAGGAAAAAAUUAAUAAAUAUUUUGAGGAAAUAUUUGAUGAAUUCCUCACUACAAAAGCUGUGGGGGAAACCUCACGAAAUACUGUUGAUGAAAUCCGGGCCAGUUGUGAAAAGAAGGUCGAAGACUUGAGUUCACAACUUCAAGAUCAUGAACUUAAAUUAAAAAAUUCAGAACGUAAUGUCGCCGAACUUAGAAAACAACUGGACACAUAUUCCACCGAAAGAACCAACUUAAUGGAUUUGACCAAUAAAUAUGAAACUGAACUAUCAACAAUUCGCCGUGACAAAAACAGUAUUAUUGACGAACGUGAUUCGCUUUUAAAGGCAAUAGAAAGACAAAACUCCGAACUAGAACGUCUACAACAAGAGCUUAAAUCUUGUCAAAGCCAAUUGAAAGCGGCCAUUAAUAGUAAGUGCGAAGCCUUAGCUCGCGUUGAUGAGAUUGAAAGUAAGGAAGCUGCGCUAGAUUUCAAGGAGAAACGUAUGGAACAAGAACGCGCUAUACUAACAAACCAAGUGCAAACGCUUUCUGAAGAUCUCAAUCGCAAUAUUUCAGAACUUCAAAACAUUCGCAGAGAAAAUACAAUAAGAAACAUGCAUUUAGAAACAAAACUUAACGAAAAAAUCGAAGAAUUGAAAAUAGCCCAUACCCAAUGCAACCAAUACAAGGAAACUAUUGAUAGUCUGACUGCUAACUCACAAGAACUAUCAGCUAAAAUGCUUGCACAAAGUGAAGAAGCCAACAAAAUGAUGGAAUUCUACAAAAAAGAACUACAAGCCAAGACCAAGCUAGCUGAACUAUACAAAGCAAACUCUGAAGAGCGAGCAAUGGAAAGUAACGAAAUGGGACAAGCAAUAACUGAUUUAAAACGCAUGCUUGCUGAAGCCAGCGAUCAAUAUGGCGAGCUUGAAACUAAUAUGAAAUCAACAUCCAUCAAACACGAAGAAGAAAUCGAAGAGAAAAACAAAGUUAUUGAAUCAUUAAAGGCCGAAAUCUUGCAUGCUAAUGACUUGCUUAAGGAAGUACAAACUGAGAACAUGGAAAAUGCAAUUGAAAAAUUGGCACCUUCUGCAGCUGUGGCAAGUCGUCUCAUAAAAUCUGACAUGACACUCACUGAGCUUUAUUCAUUGUACGUAAAAGCAACUGAAGACUGUGAAUUACAGAAACGCGAAAAUAAUCGAUUAAACCUUCAAAUGAAGACAAUUCUUCAUGAGCUAGAAGAACGAGCACCCCAAAUCAAGAAACAAGAAAUCGAAUACGAAAAACUUAUUGAGGCUAAUAAUAUUUUAGCAACAAAACUUGACGAACUUAUCUUGAGAAGGACCGAUAACCAACAGGAAAUGGAUGAAGCUCAGACUAAAAUAAGUCAUCUAGAACGUGAAAACAAAAAACUUAAACAUUCUCAAAGUGAUUUAAGCAGACAAGUUUGUUAUUUGCUUAAGGAAAUCGAACAGAAUCGUUGCGGCUUCACUUCGGAGAACCAACAACAACUCAGCAAUAAUCUAUCAACUGAUGAAGUUAUAUCCAAGAAACUCGUAACAUUUUCUAACAUUACAGAACUACACGAAAACAAUCAGAAAUUGCUAUUAUUAGUCCGCGAUCUUAGUGACAAACUCGAGGAAAUUGAAAAUUUAAAGCAGCAAAUAAGUGAAGCGUCUUACAAGGAAAAAAUUGAAAACUACACUAAAAAGAUGCAGAGCAUGCAAGAGUCGUUACAAAACCAAACCAAAAUGCUAAACACAAGCAUGGCUAAAUGUGAACGCUAUAAGCGCUUGUAUUUCGAGGCAUUUACCAAAAAUGCAAACAACUCAUCGAAAAUGCGUCUAGAUGAUACUGAUGAAACUAUGGAAAUGGAUGGAGACAACUCUGCUGCUGCCCAAAACAAUAAAAAAGAAGCAUCAGAAAAAGAUAAGCAGAUUCAAGAACUUGAAUCUAAGCUCAUGGAAGUAACUAAACAGGCUAAAUCAUUCAAAGAACAAUACGAGUAUUAUACCCAAGAGAAGAAAAACAAUGAAAAAAUCUUGAAUGAACAGUUUGAUUCUAUGCGUACUGAAGUUCGUGAAUUGACAUCCACUAAUUGCAAACUUAUGUCCACCGUUGAAUAUAACAAGGAACAGCUUAAGAUACAACAAAAAAAUAUCAACACAUACAAACAACAAAUUGCCGCUCUUGAAGAUAGAAAUAAGAACUAUGAAAACACAAACAUAAAGCACGAGCAAACCACUUUAUAUCUAAAGGAUGAAAUUAUAAAAGCUCAGAAAAAUCUUUCGGCAGCUGAAUCCGAGGUUAAUCAUUUACGACAAGAGACACGUCUUCUUAAGGAUGCCGUUUCGCGUUUACAAUCCGAAAAAGAAGGUUUCCAUCGUGAAAGACAAAAUCAACAUCUACUCUUGAAUAACUUGGAAAUGAUAAAAGCUAGUUUUGAACGAUCAGAAAUGGAGGGUAAAGCUCGCUUGGAAUCGCGAUUAGAUGAGACCCAACGAGAGUUAUCAGCUCAACGUCGCCGUUAUCAAGAAGAACAAGAUCGUUUUAGAGAACUUGCUGCUGAUAUGAAACGUCAAACUGAAACUGCUAAGGAGAGAAUGGAAGAAGAAACUCGAGUUGCUGAUCAACUUCGACAAGAAAUGCUCUCAUUGCGUAAUGAAUUGAACACAAAAUCACUGCAGAUUGAUGAACUCAGUAAAAAACUUCAGGAAAGUCUUGCACCAUCUAAAGACGAUAAUCCAAUUGCAGCAGCCAACAAACAAAUACGUGAAUUGACCAUGAAAAAUGAAGAAUACCAACUUGAAUUACAGUUUCUUAAUAAUGAACUAGCCAAGGCAAAAGAACAUGCUGAACAAUAUUUCAAAAUGUCUGAAAGUGCUGAAAAAGAAAUUAAGAAUCUUGAUCAACUUCAUAAUAAUUAUGUAGCAAAGGCUGAGGCUGAAAUAAAGGCUCUGAAACAAUUGGAAACAGAUUUGAGGUCUCGCAUUGAAGAACUCGAAACAGAAAUUCAAUUACAAGCUGUUACAGAAGCACAAAAUAGUGGAAGUGCAAAACCGAUGCAAUUACAGAAAACUCAAGAAGAAUUAAAGGAGACACUUCAGAAAUUAAAUGAAUGCAAUCGGGAAUUGAGAAAUGUUCGAUCUGAAUUUAAUAAUCUCUCGGAGUCUCUUAAUUCAGUAGAGCAGAAGUAUGCUAAUGAAAUGGUUUUACACUCAGCAGAUAUCCAGGAACUAUCUAAAGUUAAAAGUGAGCUUUCAAAGAUUCGUGAGCAAAUUUCGAGCUUGCAAGAAGGCCGUGAUGCAGCUGUCAACGAGUUGAAUGAGAACAGAAGAACUUUGGAUGAGACAAAGCGACUUCUACAAAAGGAAAAUCAAGAACUAGAAAGCCGAUUGGUCGACUUGGACUUACAAAAUGCUUCACUUCACAGUCAAAUUCAAGCACUUACAUCAAAACUUUCGGUUAUUAGCACUUCCAGUGUUUACUCUUCAAACAACGAUUCGCUCAAUGAAUCAUCCGAUAUAAACAAAUCUAUUGCCGAAGAAGACGUAAAGAACAAUGAUCAAUUAUUGCAAAUAAUUAAAUAUCUCCGUAAAGAAAAAGACAUUGCAGUUGCUAAAUUUGACAUUCUUAAAUCUGAAAAUGUGCGUCUUGUCUCUGAGCACACAAUUUCUCAAAAGAAAAUUGAUGAACUAAAUGGAUUCCUAAAUCAAGAGCGUUCGAAAUUCGAAACCAGUUCUGCGACUGCUUCACGUCACGAAGAAAUUCUACGCAAAAUUGAAACUCUCAAUGCCAUCACCGAUAGCAACCGUAUUCUUCGCGAAGAGCGCGAUGCAUUGUCUGCUCGAGUAAAGGAGCUUAGCGAUCGUACAGGUAAAAUUGAAGAUGAACUAUUUCCGUUGCAAAAGCAAAACCACGAAUUGUCAUCCAAAAUCGAAGAACUCUCCACCGAAAACAAUUCUCUUCGCACUGAAGCCAUCAAAUGGAGACAAAGAGCUAACGUUCUCAUAGAAAAGAACAACAAAAAUCCAGAAGAAUUCAAGAGACUGCAAGCAGAGAGAGAAAAUCUUGCCAAAAUGUUGACAUCUGAAAAAGAAAUACUAAGACAAGUAAAUGAAGAACUUAACCAAAUUAAAACGGAAAAGGUUAAAAUGGAGGCAGAAAUAACAAACCUUGGACGUCAACUAACAACGGUUACAGAAGAAAAGAAAAAACUCACUGAUGACUUCAAUUUGCUUAAGCAACAAAACUCACGUUUGACACAAGAAGUGAUGGAGCUUAAAAAUCAACUUUUACAAAAGGAAGAAAAUAUUCAAAAAAUUGCAGAAGAUCUGGAAUCUAAAGACGCCCAACUUGUCGACUCAAAGAACAAGGAAAUUCAAAUCAGAAAAAUUGCUAAGCGCUACAAGGAUUCAUUCAUUGAGCUUUCAAACAAACAGGCUGCCUCAACUGAAGCAAGUGGAGACAACUCGAAUUCCGGAGCAAACACCAGCGAAGGCGGACCAUCAUCUGUCAAGACUGACAACGAAAAGGAAGGAUUGAAGGAAACAAUAGAACAACUGAACUCUGUAAUAAAAACUAUUCAGGAAGAAAAUGAAAAGAUGCGUAAAGACAACGAAGAUUUACGAGCUUCUGUUGAAAAGGACGAAAGAGGAAAACUCUUAUUGAGAGAAGCAAAGUCCAGAAUAAUGAGUCUUACCGAAUCGAAGAACUUAGUAUCACAAGAGCUGGCUCAAACCAAAACUAAGCUACAAAAUCUUAAACAAUCUACUGAAGAUCAUGAUUCUAUAAUUACCGGCAUUAAAACACAAUAUGACGAGAAACUUGCCCGCCUAGAAAAAGAUUUGUUGGAACAAACAGCUGGAAAUAAGGAAGCCAUCACUAGACUUACUCGAGAAAACGAAUCACUUCUUUUACGUAUAAAUCAACUAAACAGACAACUGGGCUUGCAGCAAUCAGCAAAGCCGUCCACAAGCUCCAGCACCAUUUCCGAUAAGGGUUGCAUUUCCGAAUCAUCACCUCGAACAGCAAACGUCAAACCAAUGUCUGGUUCAAGUAGCCAACAAUCGGCAACAGUAACUCCAUGGAGAGGCGGUGACACCCCCUUAGCCAGUAUUAGACCUAUUUCCGUUCAAAAUAGUCGAACUGCAGCUAUUCUACCUACAAGUCAAAACAGCACUAUAAGUGUGGGUCAAGGGUCAGCUUCAGGCAGUAACACAGCAUUGGUGCCCCCACAACAGCAAGUUCAUACAACUGGAAGCAAUGUUGAAUCAAUGUCAUCUUCACCAACCAGCUCACACACCGAUUACAUGCCAUCAACAAGCACAGCAGCUGUGGCUGUUGCUGCAGUACCACCAAUGGGAGCAUCUGCAGCAGAAUGUUCCCAAGAAGCUGAGAGCGUUCCUUUGCAGACAAACGAAUCACAGGUCCUCGUUAGUGGCGGACAACAACAAGUUGUUGCUCUGGUAUCGCCUCGAGUGGAAGGAUCUCAGAAUGCCCCAGUUACAGUGCAAAGUCAACAAGAGCCAAACAACCAGCCAAGUACUUCAGGAACAACAAGUUCAUCUCAUGUUUCCAUCAGUAGUCACAGGCAUGCAUCUUCCAGCAGCAACGUAACUACCACCCAGGCCAGCGGUCAUAAGAGACCCAGAGAUAUUGAAGGCGAUAGUUCAACUAGCACUGCCGAAGAUUGUGGUGAGAAAUCAAAGCCUCUUAACAAAAGAACUCGCACUGGAGAGGCUAUGGGCUCUCAAGUAGGUGUUUCGGAAUCUGGAGUUGAUGUAGAAUACCAGGUUCCCACCUCAUCUCAAAGAGAUCAAGAAGAUGACAUUGUAAUUGUUGACUCAGAGGAAGAUGAAGGAAUGGUUGACGAGGGAAACGCUGAAGCAGAUGAUGGCCCAACUGAGGAUGGAGAAAACGAAGGUUAUGAAGAUUCAUAUGAACAGGAUCAAGAUAUGGAUGGCAACGAAUGUCCUGAAGUAGAUGAAAGUAAUAUUCAAGGCGACACAAAUGAAGUGGAAAUUGAUGAUUGUAUGGAUGUUCCUGUCCAAUGUACUUCAGAAAAUCAAAAUGAUCCUGAUGCAGGCUCAAGUGCUAACCAAGAUAAUAACCAACAAAGUCAGGCAAUAAGUAGUGGCAGUUGUGAACCGACCAAUGUUCCACCAGGUGUAUCGCGCAAACAAACAACAACAUUGUCCCGCCAACAAAAAGCAACUCUUAUGAUGUUGCAACAGGGAAUCGAAGGUGGUGAAGCUGUUGAAGAAGCAAACACUCCUCAAUUCAGCGGACACAGAUCCGACAGUUGUAGUGAAAGCGUUAGUUCCCCACAAGGAUCUAAGUUUAUAGAAGAAGAGGAGGGAGAAGUAAAGAUUGAUCUUGCAGAGGAUGCUGAAGGUGAUGAAUUUCUAGGGGAAGAAAAAGAAUCUGAUGAAACUGCUAAAGUUUCUGAAGAUGGUGGUAGUUGCAGUGUGGUGGCUGCCGAUGAAAGGGAACUCGAAACCGCACAGGUUGCAUCCGUUUCUCAUAACGUAGAUUCUGCUGAAAGUCGGGGUGCUACGCAAUCUGGAUCUGAAAUUCAACAAAACCAAAUUGAAGGUACAGCUGCAGAAGAUAGCGAAGGCAUUGACGCAGUCUCAUCAGAAGGUGAAAAAGCUAACCUUGAAGAAGACUUAGAAGAGGAGGGACGUGAAGCAGAAGCCUCAACAUCGCCCUCAAUAAACACAAGGUCUAAAACAACCCGAGGUAACGUGGCUACCAGGCGACCCAGGGGAUUUCAAAGAGGAGGAAGACCAACACCAAUUGUUUGGCAAGAUCAGUCAGGAAGUCCACGUAACGCAUCACCCAAUCCAGGAAGUCCAUCUCGUGGAUUCCAAAAUCAACGUGCUCAAAGGGCGCGUCGUAUGCGACGUCCAGGUGGCAUGAAUUAUGGAAACAUGCGCUAUUCAUAAAUAAGUUAUAAUUAGAAACUAAAAUAUAAAACGUGAUGCUAUUUUCUUCCAAAAUACUUAUUCCACUACACACUCAGUUAUUAUAUAAACCGAUAUUAAUUUCGACAUCCUAUCGCUGCUGAUUGCAUUAAAUGAACACUAAAAUACUUAAUAACAAAUGUCAAAUAAAAUUGGGAAUUACUUCAAGUAAAA